Messenger RNA from Danaus plexippus (monarch butterfly), 3042 nucleotides. Its product is annotated as hornerin-like. Lineage: Eukaryota; Metazoa; Arthropoda; Insecta; Lepidoptera; Nymphalidae. The record is from RefSeq and is a predicted model, not a curated record. The transcript has a single exon. Bases 203 to 2350 code for a protein of 715 amino acids.
UCUGUGUGAAUGCACGUUUAUAUCUUAAAUAAUAUUUAUCACAACUUCAACGCUGUGAACUAUUAACCUUAUACCCGUUUUAUCUGUAAACCAUCAUCAGAGUACAGUGAAAUAGUUUCUAUAUAUAUUAUUACCCUUUAUAAAGCGUUUGGUUUUAAAACGAAUUAGUUGUGUGUAGUCGCGAAACGGAAUAAUCGUAAAUAUGCGCAACAAAUUAUUGUUGUGCCUGGUGUUAGUGUGUGCAUUGACGAAUUUUUCAGAAUGUAAAUGGGGAGGGCGUAGUAGUAGUAGUUCACGGUCUAGUUCGAGUUCUAGUUCAAGAUGGGGAGGAGGAUCUUCAAGUACACGUUAUAAGCCCUCAUCCAGUUGGAGCUCAAGUCAUAAGUAUCCAUCAUCAUCAUCAGGACUUUCAGGAUAUGGUAGUAGCUCAUAUUCGAAACCCUCAACGACAUGGAACUCAGGUUCGUCUUGGUUGUCUAGUUUGUCUGACAAACCUCGAUCUUCUAAUUAUCCGCCAUCUCGUGGAUUAUCUGGAUCAAGUUCUGGAAGCAGUAAAUACCCGUCGUCAACAGGACUGUCAGGUUCGGGUUCAAGAACAAACAAUUUUCCAUCUUUAUCUAAUUUUGGAUCAUCUGGAAAUUUUAAGUUACCAACGAUAACUUAUCCAUCAUCGAUUGGAUUAUCAGGAUCGGGUUCUGGGAUCAGUAAAUACCCUCCUUCGACAGGACUAUCAGGGAGCAGUUCGGGAUUCAAUAAAUACCCAUCAUCUACAGGACUAUCUGGGACGAGUUCAGGAAGCAAUAAAUACCCGUCAUCGACUGGACUAUCAGGAUCGGGUUCAGGAUUCAAUAAAUACCCGUCAUCGACUGGACUAUCAGGAUCGGGUUCAGGGUUCAAUAAAUACCCGUCAUCGACUGGACUAUCAGGAUCGGGUUCAGGGUUCAAUAAAUACCCGUCAUCUACGGGACUAUCAGGAUCGGGUUCAGGAUUCAAUAAAUACCCGUCAUCGACUGGACUAUCAGGAUCGGGUUCAGGGUUCAAUAAAUACCCGUCAUCUACGGGACUAUCAGGGACGGGUUCUGGAAGUCACAAAUAUCCGACAUCAGAAAAACAUUACCCUACUCAAAACUACCCUUCAAGCAAUAUAAACUACAGACCAAUACAACCCCACCACACAACUAAUGUACAUGAAACUUACAAUAAAAAUCCACAUAGUUAUGGCUACAGCAACCACGGUAUUUAUAACCCGCCUACAUAUUAUUCAGCACCUCAACAUGUAUACAUAAAUGAAUAUAGAACUUCGGGCAGUCGCUAUUCGGAUCUUUUGUCUGGACUAGCCCUAUAUAAUUUAGGCCGUUCACACAACCACAUAUACGAUCGCUAUUAUUAUGACGAUUACUACAGACAUAGAUAUCAUUCCAAUGGAAACAGUCAUUCAUCGUAUGAAAAACCCAACGAAGAAGCUCGUUGUCUUUUAAGAGUUAAACAAAAUGAUAAAAUUGAGGUACUUAAGAUUCCCUGUGAAAUCGUAUCUACAUUUACGGAGGGAAGCCAAAAAUUAGCACAGGAUUCGGUCACACAAUCCGUAUGUAUUACAAAUGUUACAGUGAUUAAUAGCACAUCACCAAUAUCAACGGACAAAUCAUUAAACUCAGCUUCGUCAAAAGAUCCAGCUGUGAAUACCACUUCACUCCUUACAACCACUACAACCACAUCUUCACCAGUAAAUGUGAAUUCAUCAUCGAACUUUUCGUUGCCGUUAACCACUACGAGGUUGCCAAACGACACAAUUAAUCCAGAUUCAAUUAGUACUACACCAUCAUAUAUUGUUCCUAAUUCUACAACACAAGCGAUCUCCACAAUCACACUUAACACUACUGAUAUCUAUAACAACUCUAUGUCUCCGACACUAUUUACAGAAUCAAAGAAACCCACUGAGUCUCUCUUAGAACCAGUCAAAAAUUCAACUGGUUCUAACUCAACCAGCUCCCUAUUAAAUAUGACCGUAUUACAAACUAUAAAAAAUAGUACCGAAUCUUCAACCCCAAGUAUAAAUAUAUCACAAAAUAAAAUAUCACAAAUGACAACCAUAAAUUCGACUAAAUGUACUGUAACGGAAGAUCCAUUGGCCAUUAGAGGACCUCCGUUGAAGGUCUCUGACAUGGAGUGUGAAGUAGAUAUCGUCACCAAGAACGAACACUUUAGAAAUAAAAUAAAUUGUAAAACAUUAAUAGAUUACGCAAAAAUGCCUGAACCCAAGAAGGAGAGUUCAAUACUACCUUCACGUACUAAAUUGAAGUCUUGGAUGUCAAAUCCCCCAUGGUGGCUGUCUAUGUUUAUAGCCGUGUAAUUAAUCAAUAAGUGUGAGUUAAUAUUAAUUAAAAACUAAUAUUUUUAAUUACGUUUAAUUUUUUUAAAGUACAAGUUUUUUUAUUAGAAUUUUAGAUGUAUAGAGCUAUUGGGGUUUGUAUGCUGUUAUAAAAUAUCAAAAAUAAUUUAAUUUAUGUUCUUAUAUUCUCUUUAUAUAUCCACUGGUUGUGAGACGAGUCAUGAAACCAGAUUUUAAGAAUUAAGGAGUUGUAAUUUUAGUUACGAUCCAAUACUUUGUAUUAAAAUGUAUGUUUAUCUUUAUAAUAAUAAUUAUUUAUUUUGUUUUUAUUUAAAUCAUCAGCAUUUUUAUUAGAUGCAAAAUAAAUAAUUAAUGUGAUAAUAAAACAUGUUGUUACUUAUGUUGUUAUUUCUAGGUAUAUGUAUUUGUAAAAGACACAAAUUGUUUUAUCAUAUUAGAAUGUCUGAAUGUUUGUUUAUUUUACAGUUUUAAGAAACUUUUAUCUCUUGUAAAUGUGAUAUACCUCAUAUCAAAACAAAUACUGGGAAAAAAUUGUAAAAACUUAUUCAUUAUAUUACAUACUAGUUGAUACCCCCGACUUCAUCGGCGCUUUUAGAAUAUUAACGAAAUUAUUGUAUGUGCAAGAAAACAAAAACAUGGUUAUAAUAAAAACUUUAAUAACUUUAUACAAAAUAAAUAUAUUAUAAGAUAGA